GCCGUGACGUCAGAGCCAAUGGCGGCGGGCGCGGCGCUGGAACCCUGGCGGGUGGCGACCCCGCGGAAGAGGCGCUCGGCGGCGGCAAGGCGGCCGCGGCGGAGGGAGGCGGAGGCCGGCGGCCGGGAGGCAGAGCCCGAGGCGGACAGCGGAGCUGUGCUGCGUCGGCUCCGGGCGGCCGAAGAGGAGCUGCGGAUCUCUGAUUUCUGGAAUUUGGCCUUUGAAACCAUCAACCAGUGUCUUAUAGAACAGCUGGGACAACUGAAGGCCUCUGUGGGGACCCUCUCAGAAGCCCUUGGAAACCUGCAUCUCACCUCGCCAGCUGAGCUGGACGCGGCCCCUGACCCCAGCCCGGGAGAGGCCCUGGCCCGGGGAGCCUGCCACGUCAAGUGUGUGUGUUACGGCAUUGGCAACUUCGCCAGCUGCGCCACAGCUAGAACCCAGCUGGCGUUUUUGCUUCUGUUCCUGGAAAGGUGCCAGAUCCCCAGAAGUCACUGCUGGGUCUAUGACCCUCUGUUCAGCCAGCUUGAAAUUGCUGUUCUUCACUCCCUUGGCGUGACUGUUCUCAGCGAGAACGAGGAAGGAAAGCGGAGUGUCCGCGGGCAGCCCACGGUCUUCUACAUGCUCCACUGUGGGACGGCCUUGUACAACAACCUUUUAUGGAGCAACUGGUCAGCAGAUGCCCUUUCCAAGAUGGUCAUCAUCGGGAACAGUUUCAAAGGCCUGGAGGAAAGGUUGUUGACGAGGAUUCUGCAGAAAAACUACCCUUACAUUGCAAAGGUUCUGGAAGGGCUGGAGGAGCGCCCGCUUCCUCAGACUCCCCAGUACGUGGACACCUUUAACGACACGUCUGUUCACUGGUUCCCUACCCAAAAGCUGGGACGGCUCUCCAGGGACGUGUGGACAUUUCGGGAAGAACCAGAGUAUCAGGGCUGCGAGGACCUCGAGAUCAUCAGGAGGAAGGCGGCAGAGCUGCCACUGACCUGAGCACACUAGAGCGCAUCAGGCUGCCAUCCUGUUUGGAGGGUGACAUGCAGCCUGAGAACUCGGUGGAGGGACAGAAGCACUGUGACAGCCGUGCGGUGCUGCACACCUGUUAUCCCAGGGGCUCGGGAGGCUGAGGCAGGAGGAUCGCACGUUCGAGGCCAGCCUGGGCAACUCAGCAAGGCCCUGAGCGACUCAGAGACCCUGUCUCUAAUAAAACAUUAAAAAG
Sciurus carolinensis (gray squirrel) is the source of this 1213-nucleotide messenger RNA. RefSeq names its product SRR1 domain containing (gene Srrd). Gene Ontology annotation, biological process: microtubule-based process. Gene Ontology annotation, cellular component: cytoplasm; nucleus. The record is from RefSeq and is a predicted model, not a curated record. The transcript is spliced from 7 exons. The coding region runs from base 19 to 987 and encodes 322 amino acids. NCBI's taxonomy places the organism in Eukaryota, Metazoa, Chordata, Mammalia, Rodentia, Sciuridae.